UGUCUAUCCCGGGGUACUGACUGCUACAUUUAGAAUGGAUAUUUUCCAACCUUGAAUUGCAUUUUUUAAGUGUUGUGCAACGAUUACGGCAAAAAUUCCGCUACGGAUAGUCUUCUAGAGACUAGUAGAAUACAUUUCAGCAGUUGUCUUGCCUGGCCAUGUUAUCUUUACUCGGACCAUAAUUUCUUACUAGCAAGAGUAGGGUAGUUUCCUUGAAUGAUGAACUACUACUUCUUAUUCUUUAUGGCUUCGUAAUUCCUGUUCUAGUUAAACUAAGUCAGACUUCUGGUUGUUUUGUGAUCUAUGUCAUCUUUGUCAGCACAAUUGUGCAAAUGUCAUUUCAUUUGUUUUGUCAGUGUUGUAUAUGUUUUGUGUCAGUGGUGUAGGUUGAUUUGUUAACCGGUUGUAAUUGACUUUAUUAAAACUCUGAAAACUAUAGUAAAUUACACACAAAGAACCUUUUCAACUGUUAUUAUGAUACAUUGCGUUUAACCCGUGCCUAUAACACACCAGUAUCGAACAGUUUCUGCAACCAGCAGCAACAUGUCUGGAGGAUUCAAUUUUGGAGCAAAGUCAACUAACACCCCCACGUUUGGGUCGUCAACGUUAUCAUUCGGCACAGCUACAACUCAGAACCUGCCUGGUUUUGGGAUCCCAGCAGUACAACCCCAACCAAGCUUUGGAGCUGUCGCCCCUCAACCACAAGCCGCAUUUGGAGCUGGCCUUGGGCAAAUGAGUGCAAGCCAACCAUCCACUGGCAGUUUCCAAUUUGGUGGUGCUGCUGCUGCCCCUACUACAGCGGCUUCUGGUUUGUUUCCUGCACAAUCUGGUGGAUUGAAUUUUAAACCAACAGGAUUGUUUGGGUCAACUGCUCCUAGUGGAACUACAUCUACUGGAUUUGGUUUAGUAGCACCUGCAGCCUCAACCACAUCAACUGGUCUGUCAUUUGGAGCACCUGCAUCAUCUGCUCCAUCCAUUGGAUUAUCAUUUGGAGCCCCAGCAGCUUCAACUACAUCAACAGGUUUGUCCUUUGGGGCUCCUGCAGCAUCUGCCCCAUCUACUGGAUUGUCUUUUGGAGCACCUGGAGCAACUACCACAGCAACUGGUCUAGCAUUUGGAGCACCUGCAGCUUCAACUGCACCAACUGGGAUAUCCUUUGGAGCUCCUGCAUCGUCAGCUACCUCUACUGGCCUGUCAUUUGGAGCUCCUGCAGCAUCAACAACAGCAACUGGUUUAUCAUUUGGAGCACCUGCAAGUACUUCUGUUGGAUUGACAUUGGGAACUCCUGCUAGCACUGCUUCAACUGGCACAGGCUUAUCAUUUAGCACUCCAGCAUCAACAGGUUCUACAGGAUUAUCUUUUGGAACAACCCCCCAAUCAUCUGGCUUGUUUGGUAGCACAGCUCCCACUACUUCAGCUCCAUCAUUAGGAUUAUCAUUUGGAAGUAGAACUAGCAGUGCUCUUCCUACUCUAGGCUUAGGGGCAGCUACCACAACCGCAGCAGCAUCUGGGAGCCUCACACUAGGCCUGGGAGGCACUCCUACUUCCACAUCAGCUGGCUCAACUGGUCUGUUUGGACUUGGAGGUACUACUACAGCAGCUCCAUCUGCAACAACUACACCUUCAGUAGGACUUGGUGGCGUAGCUUCAGCACAAACAAAAAUAGUAACCACUCAAAAGGAGGUACCACCAAAAGAACAACCAUUGCCUAAUGAAAUACUCCAAAUUGUAGAGGAAUUCAAAGAUAUGGUGAAGCAUCAGAAAGCGUAUAGUUCCGAUAUUGCCAGAUGUUCUGUUAGAGAAUUUAGGAAAGUUGAGCAAGAAAUAGAUCAUUUAAUGACCUUGCUCGGCGAUGUGGAAAGUCAGUUAACGAAAAACAGACAUUUGGCAGAAAAGCUGAAGUAUGAUACAGCAAAAUGCUUGAAGAAUGUUGAAAUGGCUCAGAGAACGCAAGAUACUCCUCCUGGAUUACAGUAUGAAAACACAGCCCCACUGAAGUUUUUCAUGGAGUUAGCAGACCAGUUUGAAAGAGAAAUGCAGGUCCUUAAGUACCAAAUUGAAAGUGCAGACAAUUACGUUAAAAACCAUAGAAGCCCUGAUGCUUUGACCCCACAAGACUUAGCCUUGGGGAUGAGAAGACUUCAUGAGACCUUCGUAGCGUUAGCAGGUCGGUUACAGUCUGUGCAUGGUCAGGUUGAGUCUCAAAAAGAACACUAUAGGACUUUGAGGAAGCAGCUGCUCAAUGACACAUCUGAUCCAUUUGAAAAAAUCGCGCCAGAAGCUAAUGUUGUUAAAUCUCCCACUUACAAUAUACCAAAGGUUGCGACUGGACCUACACCCUUCAGUAAUAUGUCUUUGGACACAGGAAGAUCUAUCAUAGCUCAGCAGAGCCAGUCAGCAGCGGGAAGUAGCUUUGGAACCAGUGGUCAGUCAGGUUAGCAAAAAACUAUGCCACAAGAAUGUAUUUUUCCGAUAAAAAUAACAACAACCACCAUUUUGAGCAUUUUUAUAUCUAGGUUUACAACUAGGUUGAUACAUAAGUGAUUUAUUUGAGCGAAUUGGUUAUUUCUAUGGGAAUAAUAUAUCACUAUCUUACAAUUUUGUUAUUAUAGUCAUCAUAUUAUACGAAAAUACCCCUGGUUUGCGAAAUAAUUGUAAAGACUGGUUUUAUUGAUGCAAGUUGUUCAAGGGGGUAUUCAAAACAUGGAGGCAUAAAAUGGGCAUACUAAUUUUUGCGUGAAAACUUUUUAUUCGACAACAAAUAACGAGAAAAAAAGUGUUUUUUGGGAUUCAAUCGAAAAAGUUGGCAGGAACGAAAAUCUCAUCAUAUAAGAUUUUUAGAUAUUUAUUAUUUAUAUUUUUGUGUAGUGAUUGAUCUAGAUAGAUUUUAUUUGUGAAAUACUUUUACGCUUUUCUUUGUAUCAAGGUUUUUAAAGAUAAAAAUAGACUAUUUAUAUUCUGAGACAGCAGACAAGAGACAAAGCCAGGUUGAAGUCGAGAUGUUUCAGGUGAAAACAGUGUCUAACAGCUACUGAGCAUCGCACUUUUAACGCAGAAUAGCUCGCUGAGAUGUUUUGCUAUUGGGGCGGUUGCUAUCGACACAACGUUUGCAUAGUGAAUAUAAUGAAGCUGUGACUGAAUAUCAUGUUAGCUACAUUGAGUUGCAAUAAUCAAAAACUAAUCAUGAGCGUGGUAACACAAAUAGUCCAACGAGAUGUAGGGUUUUACUCGAACAUUCACUCGCUUCGUUCUACAAAAAUAAAAAAAAACUUGAAAAAUGAAGUUAUGUUGGCCUUUCUAACUCGACAGUGACUAUUCUCCGUCAUGAGUUGCUUUAGCUUUAGCGUCCGUAUAACAUGUCACUUGUUGUUGGUCAUUUUUGCCACUAUACAGAUUAGAAAAUAAAGAAACCUCGACAAAAAGAUGUUAUGUGAUCUUGAGUCUUUUCCUGUGGCGAGGUUUGCAGCGUACAUAAGUUAUUUGUAAAACCUGUAGGUUGACGUCUACCUGAUUAGUUUUUAGGGCCCUACGCGGAAGAUUACUCGAUUUAGUUCAGUCUCAAAGAGAACUGUCAAUUUGGAAUUCAAAUUUUUCCCAACUUCAAUACUUUGCGAACCCUGUCCUAAAGGAAUUAACCUCCUGAAAGUCAUCACAAAUAAUCUAGCAUUUGGUGAUUUUAUGGAUGAACCUACAAGUACAAAUCGAUUUUCCGCAAUGAGAAUCAAUAUGAGAGAUAGGACUUUUAAUAGGUCUCUUUUUAGUCUUUAGGAGUCAAAUCGCAAAUCAUCUAACGCGCCAUAGCACAAUCAUUAAUCUACACAUAAACCAAUCAUUCAUUCUUAUAUACUAACUCUGUUCCACUGCAAAAAUAACUGAAUUUUUCCGCCUUUUCCAUGUACGCAUCAGAACCCUGCUGGUGUGCAGCCUACAGGAUGUGUCUCUCCCAAAGGCAGCUAGGCGUGUGUGGAAUGCCACACUAAAAGAGAGGCCGUAGCCUAGAAUUAUUGCCGAGUGUUUUGAAAUUAGCUCGUUUGUAUUGUCUAAGCCUAAUGUUUUAUUAGUCUAUCUUUUCUAAAUAAAUUUUUACAUUAAA
Molecule: messenger RNA, 4093 nt
Organism: Acanthoscelides obtectus
Lineage: Eukaryota; Metazoa; Arthropoda; Insecta; Coleoptera; Chrysomelidae
Source: the annotation of a GenBank genome assembly